Molecule: messenger RNA, 1757 nt
Organism: Sapajus apella (tufted capuchin)
Lineage: Eukaryota; Metazoa; Chordata; Mammalia; Primates; Cebidae
Gene: ERAS
Product: ES cell expressed Ras
Exons: 1
Coding region: 839-1540 (233 amino acids)
Biological process (GO): Ras protein signal transduction
Cellular component (GO): plasma membrane
Molecular function (GO): GDP binding; GTP binding; GTPase activity
Source: RefSeq, a predicted model, not a curated record
UUCUGGGAUUACAGGGGUGAGCCACCGUGCCCGGCCCACUUUUUUAUCUAGUUUGUUAUCUCACACCCCGACCAGAAUAUAACCUUCAUGGGGGCUACAGUUUGUUGUUUAUUGCCCACCUCCGUGUCCUGGCCACAUAGUAGGUUCGCAAUAAAUAUAUGUUGAAUAAUUAAUAAAUAAAGACUACAUUCUAAUGAUAAUGGCUAAUGGACCACAUGAUUUACAUACUUAUUUGGUUUAUUGUAUUAUCUGCCUCUGCCUUUUAGAACAUAAACCUUCUAGGGGUGGCAAUGUUGAGUCCCUACUCUCUGGCAGGCACCAUGUUGGGCUGGGAUUCAAAGGUGACCAAAACUGGCAAAAUCCUGCCCUCCCUCUGCCAUGGGGAGGAACUGUUAAUGGCCAUGGGGAUUCUCUUUGGGGUGAGGAAACCGUUCUAAAAUUUAGUUAUGUUGAUAGUUGUACAACUUAGUGAAUGUGCUAAAACCCGUUAAAUUGGACAUUUUAGCUGGCUGAACUUGAUGGGAUGUAAAUUACAUCUCAAUAAAGCUGUUUGAGUAAUCCAGCCUUCACAAUUGUCUGUUUGAGUGAGGAGGGAAGGAGAGACGGGGAGGUGGGGUGGAGGGGAAGAGAAAACAGCAUAAAUCAUGCAUAUAUAGCAUGCAAAUUGGAAGGUGAUCAGCACACAAUAGGCACUCAAUAAAUGUUGAAAUAAUGACACCUCACUGUCUCCUUGCCCUCAGAUGGUCUCCCCUAAGAUUUCCUCGAUUGUCUUGCUUCUUCUCUUCCCACUUGCAGAAACUGCUGCCCACACCUCUACCCUGAGCUGCCUGCUGGGAGCAUGGAGCUGCCAACAAAGUCUGGCACUUUCGACCUGGGCCUGGCCACAUGGAGCCCUACCCUCCAGGGGGAAAACCACUGGGGUCAGGCACGCUGCAGGGACGUUGGCAGGCAGCUGCCUGAGUACAAGGCAGUGGUGGUGGGCGCAAGUGGCGUGGGCAAGAGUGCGCUGACCAUCCAGCUGAACCACCAGUGCUUCGUGGAGGACCACGAUCCCACCAUCCAGGAUUCCUACUGGAAGGAGUUGGCCCUGGACAGCGGGGACUGCAUUCUGAACGUGCUGGACACAGCAGGGCAGACCGUCCAUAGAGCCCUGCGUGACCAGUGCCUGGCUGUCGGUGAUGGUGUGCUGGGCGUCUUUGCUCUUGAUGACCCCUCGUCUCUGAUCCAGCUACAGCAGAUAUGGGCUGCCUGGGGCCCUCACCCUGCCCAGCCCCUUGUCCUCGUAGGCAACAAGUGUGACCUUGUGACCACCGCUGGAGAUGCUCAUGCUGCUGCCGCAGCCCUCGCACACAGCUGGGGUGCCCACUUUGUGGAGACCUCAGCCAAAACACGGCAAGGUGUGGAGGAGGCCUUUUCACUGCUGGUCCAUGAGAUCCAGAGAGUCAAGGAGGCCAUGGCGAAAGAGGCCAGGGCAAGGUCCUGUGUGGAGAAGACCCGGCACCAGAAGGCCACCUGCCACUGUGGCUGCACUGUGGCCUGAAGGUCUUGGCCAAGAAAUGUAGACCCUCCCCAGGCCAGGGUGAUUGUUCGCUUGACUUGAGACUCCUGAAGCUACUAGCUUUGAGGGACACAUUCCAUAUACUAGGGAAAGAUGGACACCUCUCUUGUUUUCACUUGGUGAGGGGCUUUUUGGUAACACAGGAGUACCUAGUGUUGCUUUUGUUAUGUCAAGUUGAGAGAUUUUGUGCAAAAUUAAA